AUGGUAUUUAUGUGCCAGAGAUGGACAAAUGAAGCGUAUGCGGCAUCACAGAAUUAUAAGAUUCCAGGUCUACUUCAAAGGCAUCUUUACAAGAGAGGCCAGGAAAAAGGAACAACUUCAGGACAACCUGAGCAUGGCCAGCCCUCUCAUCGAUCUGAGAGUAUAUGCUCUACUAACCAAGAAUGCGCCAUGAUCAGCGUACCCAAGCAUGGUUAUAAACAUGUCUGGUCACACUCUCCUGAUUUACACGCCGUGAAGGCGACACGAAAGGCAAGAACAGAUAUGUUCAAACCGCGUAGAGAUCUUUCCAGAUUAAUGCAAGCCCCAACAGCAAUACAAGAAGUGCACAAGAGCAAAGAUGAACUAUUGGAUAAGAAAGAAAGAGUUUUUGGCACUCGUCGUGGCAUUUUCGAACAUGUUUUGCACGGUAGCUACUGUCCCUUAGGAUCUAGUACAAGUGGAAGAGACUUGAAUGCUGCGGUAUCUAGCACGUAUCUGUUUAGGAGAAGCGGUACAGACGUGGAAAAGGAAAAAGCUGUAUAUGAUAAAGAUUUCAAGGUCUCGUAUAUACCGUCUGAAACACAUAUUGCAACCAACGAUCUAUUAAAGCUACCAUUCAGAAAGACUGCAACCCUUUUCAAAUCACAAAAUAUGUAUUCACCUUCUGUUGUAGGGGGUCAAGAAACGUCGGAACACUUGCCUCCAAAAUACAAAUAUAAGCCAAGGAAAGAAGCUUCUGAAUAUUGUCAAUCAAACAGAGCACAACAAUAUAUAAGACGGAUGGCAAACAUGCGUAAAAAUAAUCAAACGAAAUAUGCAGAAUACUUAAAAAGAGGUAGAAAUCGAAUGGAACGAAUAAAAAAAGAUCCAGAACUGCUAAGUCGUCAUCAGGUAUCCAGAAGAAAACAUGAUGAAAAAGUAAAAGAGCUUCGACGUAAAGUACGGAUGGGAACGGCUGAUGAUAAUGAAUACCAAUUUGUUGCUCGCCUACGUCAACGAGAUAAAGACCACAAAGCAAAGACUGCCAAAAGCAAACAAUCAAAUAAAAGAGGUGAUUUGCAUGAAAAUGGCGCAAGCCUAUCAAAUACGGAAGGAUUCAAGACUGCUAGGCCAAAGCUGAUGCUUGAUUUGAAUACGCCUCCUCCUUUUGAACUUUCUGACGACGAGAAUUCGGAAAAGUAUCCCUCUGGGACUCCAUCUUCAAUAAAUCAAAGUUGUGCAAAAACACGUUCUCCGACCAUUUCAAUCAAAGAGCAAGGAAAGAACGAAUUACCUGCUUGGCGAAUGAGAUACAAUAUGAAACGUAGACAAAAGCGAGCAGAACAGCUUCGAACGAAUCCAAAAGUCAAAGCAAAAAUAGGAAAAGAAUAUGAACGAAGAAAAGAAAAUAUGAAAAUAAAACAAUUGAUUUGGGAACAAAAUCCGGCUUUACAAAAUUUACGUGAUAACAAUUUUACUCCAUUACGAACACAAAUUCGUAAAUACGUUCGUGAAGGCAAAGGCACGGAAGAAGAGAAAGCAUAUGUUAAGAAGUUGAGUAUAAGUGACUUAAAAUACAAGAAAGCAAAACGAGAGGCCAAGAAGGCGAAAUCAAUAUUGAUGCUUGACGUUUAUUCAUGUUCGCCUGUAAUAACAGCGCUCUACAAACGUGGAAGUCCUGGCAGAAGUACACCUCCUCGUCAGCCUGUCUCGGAUCAACAACAACCAGCAGAUAGCUUUAGCAGCUUCCAACAUUUAUUGAAGAUGAAUCCUGAAGAUCUCCAAGUAUCGUUUGAGAAUGAAGAUGAUAGUUCAGCAACUUCGCAUUACUUCAGAAACGUCCCUCAUUCACAAAUCAUCAAGCCGAAGCCUUCUCGGCCACACAAGAGUAUUGCUGUGCAGACUGAGCAUAAGACACAAUCAAAGCCUGACACAGAAGUCACCGCUAAGCGGAAGCCACGAAAACGAGCUGAAGAUUAUAACCUAAAGAGAAGAUUAAAAAGGGCACAAUUAAAGAUGAAUGCUCCUGACACAUACCAAAAAGGAUUAGAAGAUGAAAGAGCAAGGAAUGUUAUCCGUAGAAAGAGACGUAAAGAACUUGCUCUAUCUAGAUCUCCAUCGUCUGAAAGUACUGCCAUAAAUCGAGCAGCGAUUCGUAAGAGAGUUAGGGAAGGUAAAGGGACAGAAGAAGAUAAAGACUAUAUCGAGAAAUUGCGUAUCAAGAACCAAAUGUAUAGAAGGAGGAAAAGCUAUGAAAAUUUACUAAAGCUUAAAGGUCCAGAUGAUCAAUCUCCCAAUUCAAGAGGAAGCCAUUGA
This is a messenger RNA of Meira miltonrushii, 2295 nucleotides long. RefSeq lists its product as uncharacterized. NCBI's taxonomy places the organism in Eukaryota, Fungi, Basidiomycota, Exobasidiomycetes, Exobasidiales, Brachybasidiaceae. The transcript is spliced from 5 exons. The record is from RefSeq and is a predicted model, not a curated record. The coding region runs from base 1 to 2295 and encodes 764 amino acids.